Messenger RNA from Schizophyllum commune H4-8, 640 nucleotides. RefSeq lists its product as uncharacterized. Bases 334 to 564 code for a protein of 76 amino acids. The transcript has a single exon. Lineage: Eukaryota; Fungi; Basidiomycota; Agaricomycetes; Agaricales; Schizophyllaceae. The record is from RefSeq and is a predicted model, not a curated record.
GAAUUCCCCAUGAGGCUGACAUUCAUCCUGCCUAAUCGAGCGAUUCCUUUGUCCUCACUCCCAUUUGUGCCGCGCGGGUUGCCUAAUUGCGCAUUUGCCGCUACCGGGCGCUCUGCCCCCCUCCGCGUGUCUGCCGUCGAGGCCGCAACAAUGAAAGGGCCCCUUCAACUGAUGGAUCGCAUCGCACCCAGCCGCGCUGCGUGGUAAAGGGCAUGCGCACGACGCGCCGGACUUAUAAGCCUCUCCGGCCCUCCCUAGCCUCCCACUACUUCCCAGACUACCUGUUCCCGCCCGCAUGUCCUGCGCGCAGCGCGCACCGCCUCCACGCCGCACAUGACGUCCGAGUCCCCGCCUCCCUCGCCGCGCAGCGCGUCCCCACACUCGCCCCCGCCGUCGCCCUCCGCGGCGCCCCCCGCCCAGGCGCUCUCGCCCGCGCAGGCGAUCGCGGCGGCGUGGAAGAACGAGUCGCGCGAGGAGCAGACGCGCUGGCGCCGCGCGGACGCCGAGGCCGCGCGCCAGUACAACGACCGCCGGCGCGGCGGCGGGGUGAAGCCCAAGAUGUGAUACCCCAUGUAGCACCAUCAUAAAACAGACAAGAUACCCAUGCCCCCUGCAGGGGCGCCCGCGCGCGGGCAGCCGC